AGUGAUUUAACUAAAAUGCCUUGUGGAUAUUGUUCCGAAACUACGAAAAAGGUUUUACUCAUAAUGUUCAAGGUCCUCGUAGAGCUGGCCCUUGUUGGGGCGAUAGCCUCAGUCUUCAUAGUUGCAGCUCAAGGUCGCGCUGCUGAGCGAGUAGCUGAAGAGGCGUCGGGGAGAGAGUAUAUGAGGAACUUGGAUGAAUUGAUGUCUAAAGCUAAGAACAAAGCAACGAUAGCCGCCUGGGACUACCAGUCAAAUAUCACCGCUCAUAAUGAAGAACGAAUGUUACAAGUCUCCCUAGAAGUAGCAGAAGAAGAAAAAGAAUACUGGAAAGAAACUAUGACGUAUUUGUGGCGUGAAUUUGAAGACCCUGAUCUCAAACGGAUGUUCGAGAAAUACUCAAUUUUGGGUACAGCUGCUUUACCUGAGGACUUAAAUCAAAGGUUGAUUCAAGCUAUAAGUAAUAUGCAAUCUACUUACGCCAAAGCUACAAUUUGUGACUAUAAGGAUCCCUCGAAGUGUAAUUUAUAUGUUGAGCCAGAGAUAACAAAUAUCUUUGCUCAAAGUGAGGAUCCAGAAGAACUGAAGCAUACGUGGUUGGAAUGGCACAAGGCAGCAGGUGCUGCGUCUAAAAAUAACUUUACUGAGUACGUCAAUAUGUACAAUGAAGCAGCUAAGUUAAACGGUUUUGAUAGUGUAGCUGAAUGGUGGUUAAGCACUUACGAAGAACCAGAUAGCGAAAAACAGUUCGCCGAUCUCUGGGAGCAAGUUAAGCCUUUAUACCAGCAGAUACAUGCAUAUGUCAGACGACACUUAAGACUUAAAUACGGAGAAGAUGUAGUAUCAGCGAAAGGACCCAUUCCUGCUCAUUUACUAGGAAAUAUUUGGGCGCAAACUUGGAAUAACGUGGAGAAAUUCACGAGACCGUAUCCAGAAAAACCUGACGUAGAUGUUACGGCAGCCCUCGUCAGUCAGAACUACACAGCUCUGAAAAUCUUUAAAACAGCUGAAGAGUUUUUCAAAUCAUUAAAUUUGAGCGGUAUGCCAGAUCUGUUUUGGGAAAGAUCGAUCAUCGAAAAACCCGAUGAUGGUCGCGAUAUGGUAUGUCACGCCUCAGCAUGGGAUUUCUUCGAUGGAGAAGAUUUCAGGAUUAAACAAUGUACAACAAUCACAAACGCCUUCUUCAAAACAACUCACCACGAAAUGGGUCACAUACAAUACUACUUGCAGUACAAGGAUUUGCCUGUAAUAUACAGAGCCGGAGCUAAUCCAGGAUUCCACGAAGCAGUUGGUGAUGUUAUUUCUCUGUCAGUAUCAACUCCAAAACAUUUGCGAGUCAUGGGAUUACUCGAAGACGGACCAGAUGAUUUGGAAUCUAACAUAAACCAACUAUACAAAAUGGGCUUGGAUAAGAUUGUGUUCUUGCCUUUCGCAUACCUUUUAGACUUAUUCCGUUAUGGUGUGUUCCGCGGUACGACCUCAGUGAAUGAUUACAAUUGUCACUUCUGGCAGCUGAGGGAAACUCUGCAAGGGGUUGAACCACCAGCAACUAGAACUGAAAAUGACUUUGAUGCUGCUGCUAAAUACCAUGUAUCUGCUGAUGUUGAAUAUAUGAGAUACUACAUCUCAUACAUCAUUCAGUUCCAAUUCCAUCGAUCAUUAUGUCAGUUGGCUGGUGAGUACGUACCUGGAGAUUCAAACAAGUUAUUGUCUAACUGUGACAUAUAUAGAAGCACUGAAGCCGGCAAUGCUUUAGGUAAAAUGUUGCAACUCGGUUCUUCAAAACCGUGGCCAGACGCGAUGGAAGCUAUUACAGGUCAGAGGAAGAUGGACGCCAGUGGAGUUCUAGAAUAUUUUGAACCCUUAUACGAAUGGCUGAAGGCAGAGAACGAACGUAGUGGCGAAUACAUUGGUUGGGAACCCAGUACUGUCCAAUAUUGCACAGAAGAACAAAGGAGUAUUAUGGAGAACUCAGAGUUCCGCAAGAGAUUAGUCAAAUACGGCGGCGCUUAAUCGUUAAGCAAAAAUAAAUUAUUCAUUGUUGAA
Messenger RNA from Vanessa atalanta (red admiral), 2043 nucleotides. RefSeq names its product angiotensin-converting enzyme-like. Gene Ontology annotation, biological process: proteolysis. Gene Ontology annotation, molecular function: metallopeptidase activity; peptidyl-dipeptidase activity. The transcript has 13 exons. The record is from RefSeq and is a predicted model, not a curated record. Gene Ontology annotation, cellular component: plasma membrane. Lineage: Eukaryota; Metazoa; Arthropoda; Insecta; Lepidoptera; Nymphalidae. The coding region runs from base 16 to 2010 and encodes 664 amino acids.